AUGCCGUAUAUUAGUAGCAUUUAUUAUAUUUUAGAAUUGGUACAACAUCCGUUUGAAGGUCAAAUUGAUUCUUUCGUCGAACCUGCACCAACCCUUAAACUUACUGCUUACAAUGCAUUAGGGGCAAUAAAUCCCGAUGACAUACAAAUAUCAAACCUAAUUGCUGUAGCGUAUAUCAUUAAUUUACAAGACGAUAAUAAUGAAGAAGCAAACAGCAUUUGUAACAAUACAAACACAAGAAAAAAGAGCGCUUCAAAGAAAAGUCGGACAAAAUUCAAUAAAGAGAAACUUUACGAUUAUUGCAUAGAAACUCCGUAUAAAUUGAUGGAUCUUCAGAAUCGGAAUGGUAUCUAUUUUGUGUUUUCGGAGCUUAACAUACCCAAAUGUGGAAUGUAUAAGAUUAGGUAUCGAGUUUUUGAUGUUACGAGUCCUAGACUACUGACAUUCGACGGCGAAAAACUAUAUCCCCUAGACGAAAUAGAAUCGAAUCAGAUCGCAAUCUAUUCAACUGAGUUUCCGAUUCGAAAAAACGAACCGAAUGCGUUAUCAAUAUGGCUAAACGGACAGAUUACAUGGCACUGGUUGAAGCUGUUAGAUGAGAAAAUUGCCAAGCUUAAUUUCGUCCUUUAA
This is a messenger RNA of Ambispora leptoticha, 630 nucleotides long. The record is from the annotation of a GenBank genome assembly. NCBI's taxonomy places the organism in Eukaryota, Fungi, Glomeromycota, Glomeromycetes, Archaeosporales, Ambisporaceae.